Clupea harengus (Atlantic herring) is the source of this 1886-nucleotide messenger RNA. RefSeq names its product ubiquitin-like modifier activating enzyme 3 (gene uba3). Gene Ontology annotation, molecular function: NEDD8 activating enzyme activity. Lineage: Eukaryota; Metazoa; Chordata; Actinopteri; Clupeiformes; Clupeidae. The record is from RefSeq and is a predicted model, not a curated record. Gene Ontology annotation, cellular component: nucleus; cytoplasm. Gene Ontology annotation, biological process: protein neddylation.
UGAAACAUGGCGGAAGGAGAUGAACCGUAAGUCCCGAUGUGUACUGUUUAUUUCAGGACAAUGUUCCCACACUCUUAACAGUGCAGAGAAUCUCAAAAACUGCAUGGUAGUGAAUGGGGGCAGUGGAGACCAGUGUGACUGGGAUGGUCGCUGGGACCAUGUCAAGAAGUUCUUAGAGAGGCCAGGACCCUUCACGCACCCUGACUUUGAGCCAAGCACAGAGGCUCUCCAGUUUCUGCUGGACACAUGCAAAAUUCUUGUCAUUGGCGCUGGAGGACUAGGUUGUGAACUUCUGAAAGAUCUGGCCUUGUCAGGGUUUCGCCAUAUACAUGUAGUAGACAUGGAUACCAUUGAUGUGUCAAACCUCAACCGACAGUUUCUUUUUAGACCUAAAGACGUAGGACGGCCAAAGGCAGAUGUGGCAGCAGACUUCGUCAACAGUCGUGUUCCUGGAUGUUGCGUUGUACCACAUUUCACGAAGAUUCAAGACUUUGAUGAGGCGUUUUAUCGGCAAUUCCACAUCAUUGUUUGUGGCCUGGACUCCAUCAUUGCCAGGAGAUGGAUGAACGGAAUGCUGAUGUCCCUACUGGUCUAUGAGGAUGGCAUUUUGGACCCCAGCUCCAUCAUCCCUCUCAUUGACGGGGGGACUGAAGGCUUCAAGGGAAACGCCAGGGUCAUCCUGCCUGGCAUGACUGCCUGCAUUGACUGCACCCUGGAACUCUAUCCCCCACAGAUAAACUUCCCCAUGUGUACCAUAGCUUCCAUGCCGAGGUUACCUGAGCAUUGUGUGGAAUAUGUCCGAGUUCUUUUAUGGCCCAAAGAGAAGCCUUUUGGAGAUGGUGUUGGCCUGGACGGGGAUGACCCGGAGCAUAUCCAGUGGGUGUUUGUGAAGUCCCAGGAGAGGGCGGCAGAAUACAGCAUCACAGGAGUGACCUAUAGACUCACUCAAGGUGUUGUGAAGAGGAUCAUUCCUGCCGUGGCCUCCACAAAUGCUGUCAUUGCUGCAUGUUGUGCAACAGAAGUAUUUAAAAUUGCCUCGAGUGCCUACAUUCCUCUGAACAACUAUUUGUUGUUUAACGACGUUGAUGGGCUGUACACUUGUACCUUUGAGGCAGAGCGGAAGGAGAACUGCUCUGCCUGCAGUCAGGUUCCUCAGGAUUUACAGUUCCCUUCCUGUGCAAAACUGCAGGAAGUGCUGGACUACCUGACUGAGAGUGCCUCACUACAAAUGAAGUCUCCUGCAAUCACAGCAACCGUUGAGGGGAAGAACAAGACACUUUACUUACAGACGGUUGCCUCAAUUGAAGAGAGAACGCGUCCAAACCUCAGCAAAACACUUAAAGAGCUUGGACUAUCAGAUGGACAGGAACUGGCCGUGGCUGACGUGACCACUCCACAGACAUUGCUCUUCAAACUGCACCUCUCCUCAUAGGAUAAACUGGCCUUCCAUCAUAUGUAGCCUCGCUAAAAUAACAAAGUGGAACACAGACACAAGGACAGGAAAUAUUGGAGAAAUAUUGGUAAAAGUGUUUUUGAAUGCAAUUAUGUAAAUGGGCCAGUUUAUGAAUGUUUCUUUUGCUGAUUGCAGCCGUUUUCCUCUGUUGUGGAUUUUGGCACGUCACAAUGGAAGCCACAUUGAAACUACUACUUGUAUGUUUGUGGAAAUGUGUGUGUGAUACAGUAGUCUUUUUAAUGCACUGCAGCCUCUGCACCGGGAGAAUUCAUCUGUGUUUGAUUUUGUUUUCUGUUCUGUGCAAGAUGUUUAUUUAUUGUAAAUGUUUUGGUGUGUGGCAUCCUUUGUAGUUGUAUGCUUCUGUAUAUGGACAAUGAACAAACCAACAGAAGGAGAAAAACCUUUGUAGAAAGUAAAGUCAUUUUUUUUUAAA